AUGCCAGCAUCCGAGGCUACACGGAUCAGGAUGUGGGGUCCAUAUCCUGCUCUUGUAAAACGCGCGCACGAAGAUGUGACAACCGGAAAAGCCUGGAUUUUACACGAAGAGAGUCAUUUGAAGAAACUGGUCCACUACGAGACGAAGAAUUAUCGGUUUGAGGCAGUGGACAUUUGGCUAGACGAAGACUCCUCUCCGAUUUCUGGGUAUACGUUUGUGUGGAACGGACGUGAUGAAGACCUUCAUAAUGGGGCUUUUGACAUGUCGAGGUUUGGCUAA
This is a messenger RNA of Marasmius oreades (fairy-ring Marasmius), 279 nucleotides long. RefSeq lists its product as uncharacterized. The coding region runs from base 1 to 279 and encodes 92 amino acids. Lineage: Eukaryota; Fungi; Basidiomycota; Agaricomycetes; Agaricales; Marasmiaceae. The record is from RefSeq and is a predicted model, not a curated record. The transcript has a single exon.